AUGGCGUUUAAUACUUACAGCACCGCCAGUUCAGAUAUAUCAACGCCUCGCUCGUCUUCUCCUUCCUCAUUCUCUAUCGCGUCUGCGCGCUCCUCUCAUACUUCCGUCUCUAGUAAACGUCUGUCCUUAUCUCUGCAACGGAGGCAGUCUGCGCUUAACCCAAUGUCCUCGGUCGAUAUAUCUGCAAUUGAAGAACAGAUGAAAAUGGCUGCUCUAGACGGUCUUCGAGGUUACGCACAAAACCACUACGGCGAGGUUCAACAGUACCGAAGCACGGAUUACGUCCCGCAGUCCGCCGCUGGUGGUUACCAAAUAUUACGGGAGCCUCUGUGGAACAAAGGACUCUCUUUUACCCCAGAUGAGCGUGUCUCUAAGAACCUCACAGGUCUAAUGCCGCACGCCAUGGAAAACGUUGAGACUCAAGUCGCCAGGUGUAUGAAGGUGAUCAACUCUAGGCAGACCAACGUCGACAAGUACUUGUACCUGUCGCAUCUCAAGACUCAAAACUUGGAUCUGUUCUACAGGGUACUUAUCGACAAUGUCCGUGACCUAAUGCCGCUAGUCUACACUCCCACUAUCGGUGAUGUGUGUCUACAAUACUCUACGCUUUACACUCAUCCGGAGGCGUUGUACAUAUCGAUCAAGCAGCGCCGGUCAAUCAGGACAAUCCUGCGUAACUGGCCUUAUCCGGACCCCGAAAUCUGCGUGGUAACGGACGGAUCCCGCAUUUUGGGGUUGGGUGAUCUCGGUAUGAAUGGUGUGGGGAUCUCCAUCGGCAAGCUGGCUUUGUACACCGGUGCCGCCGGUAUCCACCCCGGAAAGACUCUACCAAUCGUACUAGACACCGGUACCAACAAUGAAACUAACCUGAAGGACCCCCUGUACCUGGGUCUCCGGGCUAGACGUCCUUCGCCGGCUGUUGCCCAGGAGUUCAUGGAUGAAUUCAUGGAGGCUGCCGCCGAGGUCUUCCCCAACAUGCUCGUUCAGUUCGAAGACUUCGAGACUGAGAAGGCUUUCAACUACUUGGCUCGUUACCGUAACAAGUACAAGUGCUUCAACGAUGACAUCCAGGGAACUGGUGCCGUCGUAUUAGCUGGUUACAUUGGCGCUGUGAACCUAUCCGGUGUUCCCAUUGAGGAGCAGCGCUUAGUAUUCAUGGGUGCUGGCUCAGCCGGUGUUGGUGUCGCAAAGCAGAUGGUUGAGUACUACACCCGUCGCGGUCUCUCAGAACAAGCUGCGAAAGAGAAGUUCUACCUUGUUGACACCAAGGGCCUGGUUACCGCAGACCGAGGUGACAAGUUGGCGGACCACAAGAAGUACUUUGCCCGGUCGGAUAACAACGGCCACCAAUUCCGCACACUCGAGGAAGUAAUCGAGUAUGUGAGGCCGUCUGCCCUCGUUGGUCUUACGGCAACUUUCGGUGUUUUUACCGAGUCAGUCGUUCGUGCCCUCAAGGCUUCGGUUGACUCUGGUGGCUCCGGAAGGCGACCCAUCCUUUUCCCUCUUAGCAACCCUCUUACCAAGGCUGAAUGCACAUUUGAGCAAGCAGUCCAGUGGACAGAUGGUACCGUUAUCUUCGCAUCUGGUUCUCCAUUUGCGCCGUUUGCCGUUAAGUCCGGUGACCACGCUGUAACCUACUGGCCGAACCAGGGUAACAACGUCUACGUGUUCCCUGGUCUAGGUCUCGGUGCUAUCCUCGCCAAAGCGUCAAAGAUCACCGACGAGAUGGUCUAUAUCUCGGCUUCUUCGUUAUCUGAGUCUCUAAAUGCCGAAGAGGUUCACAAGGGUUUGAUCUACCCCCACAUCGAGCGUGUCAGGGAUGCCAGCGUCGUCGUCGCCCGGGAGGUGAUGAAGGCUGCCCGCAGAGAAGGUGUUAGCACUCUACCCGAAGAACAGUGGGUCGAAUGGGAAGAAUGGGGUGACGUCGCUCUAACGAAGUACAUCAAGGAGAGGAUCUACGAUCCCCUCAAGUAA
Molecule: messenger RNA, 1974 nt
Organism: Daldinia childiae
Lineage: Eukaryota; Fungi; Ascomycota; Sordariomycetes; Xylariales; Hypoxylaceae
Product: NADP-dependent malic enzyme
Exons: 4
Coding region: 1-1974 (657 amino acids)
Biological process (GO): pyruvate metabolic process; malate metabolic process
Cellular component (GO): mitochondrion
Molecular function (GO): malate dehydrogenase (decarboxylating) (NAD+) activity; NAD binding
Source: RefSeq, a predicted model, not a curated record